This is a messenger RNA of Frieseomelitta varia, 1820 nucleotides long. RefSeq names its product spindle pole body component 110. Gene Ontology annotation, cellular component: centriolar satellite. Gene Ontology annotation, biological process: non-motile cilium assembly; cytoplasmic microtubule organization. The transcript is spliced from 11 exons. The coding region runs from base 1 to 1695 and encodes 564 amino acids. NCBI's taxonomy places the organism in Eukaryota, Metazoa, Arthropoda, Insecta, Hymenoptera, Apidae. The record is from RefSeq and is a predicted model, not a curated record.
AUGAUUCCAUGGAUCAAAGAACUAACAGAGGAGAAUUUACCUGAUCACAUUAUCUUUCCAAAAGAAUUAAAUUUAUUUUUAAGGAAUCGUAUUCAGGAUUUAAUCGCUGAAAAUGGUUGUUUGCAUCGGACACUUGAUGAGAUGGAAGACAAAAUUAAAAAGAAAAAAGGAAUCACAGAAACGGCGCAAAUUUUAGGAAAACCUAAUGAAAUAGCAGCUGCAAAAAUUAUCGAACUUAGCAAAAGAUGUAGAGAACAAAUAGCCGAGAUUGAAGUGCUUAAAUCUAAGUGUAAAAAUUUAGAAGUUCAUAUAACUAACAAAGAAACAGAAUUAGAAAAUGAACGACACGAAAGUAGACGUUUAAAAACUGAUGCUUCCUCUCAUGAGAGUACUAAGAAUAAUCAGCUGAAGGAAGACGAGGAUCGAGUCAAACAAUUGGUUGAAAAAUUGCAACAGACACAAAUAAAACUGUACGAGACCAAAAAUACUUGUGCCAGUCUUAAACAAGAGAUUAAUAAAUUGCAUAAGUUACUGUACAGUGAAAUUGGUGAAAACGUGAAUUUGAAUAAUUUAUUGAAUCAAUCUGGAUGGCGAGGAAGAGCUGAACAGAUUUAUCUACUACAACAAAAAAUAACGGAACUACAAUCAAGACUGUCAGAAUAUGAAGGAACGCAAAAAACGUCUAUCGAACGAAAAAAUUUAGAAAAUCUUCGAAAUGUUGAAAAAGAGAGACGGAGACAAAUUGAAGAUUCGGCAAAGCAGCUUCGACAAACGGAAGUCGUCAUUGAGGGAUACAAGAGGAAGCUAGAGGCUUCGAAGGCAAGAAUAAAAGUGUUGGAACAUGAAUUGAACGUCGCGAAAGGAAAUAUCGCAUCGUUAAAUGAAAAAAGAUCUCAUGAUGAUCAUUUAAUCGAAACACUUAAUAAUCGGCUUAAAAUUACCGAGAUAAAACAUGAAGAACGCGAGACAGAUAUGAAAAAUAGAGCAGAGAAGAUUGAACGUGAGUGCACGAAUUUAAAGAAUGAUUUACAGGCGGCACAGCUUCAAACUGAUCGACUGCGUAGAAGAUUAGAAGAAAGAGAAAUUGAAAUAGAUAAAUUGAGAAAUGGAACAGUUCCAAACAUAUGGGAGAUCAAAUCCCGAAAAAUUACGCAACCUGAGGAGUUUUUAAAUAAUUUAAACCAUAAUAGCUCUCCUCAUAGUGUUCGAAGUACAUGCGAACCUAACGAAUAUGUAAUUUUGGCUCUUGCUGCUGAAGCUGAAAGGGAGAGACUUUUGAAAUUAAUAACAAUACUCAACAGGCGCCUAGAUAAAGAAAGAAAUGACACUGAUAUUCUAUCUGAUAUGUUACGUAAUGAAAAAAAGAAAUCGGCGAAGUUAGAAUUAAAGAUACGAAAAUUAGAAACGGAAAGAAUAGGGAUUGUUAAAAUUGACACUGGAUAUAGAACGAAAUUACCAAAAUUAUUGAAAGCUAGUGACAAACAAAUGGAUGUUGAGCAAAUGCGACUUAAGAUGGAAUUAUUGCAAGAAGAAUGCCUUGCGUUAAAAACUAGAUUAGAUACUGUGCAACAAGAAAAAGCCACGGAUCUUGCAACUUACAAACAGAUGUUGGAGCAAGUUAGAAAAAUUUUUCAUGAAGCCUGCAGGAGCAAUCCACUACCUCCCAUUGGCAGUCGUUCUACUAUUACAGUUUAAUUCGAAUCUAAACCUUUUUUAAGUUACGUACUAAUUCUAAUAUAAAAUAUAUUCAAUAACUUUAAUGAGCCGAACUCGGAAAAUUUAUUAUAAUUAUACAUCAUAUAAAAUAAAAUAUAAUUUUA